AAUUUAGAAUGUGACAAAAACAUCGUAUUAACGAUUUACGACUGGAGUUCCUGGAAUAGAAAAAGUAACAUUACCAACGCCCUACUCACGCCUAAUUACGCCUACUAUUACAACCUACUUCUAUAGAUGAGUUCGCACAUCCACCACACACUGGAAGAGCUAGUCCUGAUCGUAGCGCUGGCUAUUGUAGCCGUGGUGACGAUAUUCGCCAACCUCCUCGUCAUCGCUGCCUUCUGUAUCGACAAGAGACUGAGGAAAACUAACAACUAUUUUGUCAUAUCCCUCACCAUCGCAGGUUUUCUAACGGGAGGGUACUCCAUUCCAUUGUACUGCAUCACCAAGUGGACUAAAACCGAACCCCUCCCCUCCAUCUGCCAGCUGUGCGGGUUCCUAGACAAUGCUCUCGCUACAAUCUCCGUGUGGACCCUCGCUAUGACGUCACUAGAUCGCUACUACAUGGUCAUCAACUACAAGAGGUACAAGCAAGUAGUGACGAGUGGUCGAGCUAAGUUAGUGCUGGUGUUAGUGUGGGUUUACGGAGGUUUGGUGUGUGCUCCUCCUCUACUCGGCUGGAACGAGUACCACUUCUCCAAUUCAUCCACAUGCGGUGUAAAGAACUUUGUAGGUAACGAGCCUGACAAAGAAUACUUCCUAUUCUACUUCUUCACCUCCUUCCCUUUUCCUCUUCUCAUUGUCACUUUCUCCUACACUCGUAUCUUCAUCCAGGCAUGGGGAGUGUACAGGAGAAGAGAACGGAGGUUGUCAGCCGCGCAGAACCGUUCUCUCCGGAACAAGAAACUCUCCUCCUCCAGCAACAACAUAUCUCCUCCCAAGAAGAACGGGUCUUUCCUCCUAGCUCACACCACCUGUAACGGUUCCAGUGUCUCUAGUGGAAACAGUCCGACUCCUAACUCCACGGCAAAUACGAACACCAAGUUCAAGUUCAGCAGGCAGAGCAGUUGUGUGGGGGGCAUGACCAUUGACAAAACAGUCCGAGCUACAAUGAUGGUAUUUGUACUGGUGCUAACCAACAUAGCCUGUACAUUCCCAAUAUUCGUUUUCUCUCUGGUAGUCUAUUGGGACAACAGUCUGGGCGCUGACUUGCCAACUCUUCUUCUUACUUUCUUCAUCUUCCUCUUCUUCCUUAACAGCGCACUUAACCCUAUCAUGUACGGAGUCUUCAAUACAAACUUUAGAGGAACGUUUAACAGGUUGAUAAGAUGUGAGUGUUACGUAGCAUUCAGACAGAACACCUCGCGUUACACCCGGUUAGUGAGCCGGCUGUCCCGCUGUAACUCCAACCUCACAACCAUCUCUAAUAACAGGGGGGACACCAACGAGGGGGUCUUCAAAAAUAAUAACGUCGCAGUACAAACGCCAGUACGAGAAGUCCCGAGAAACAGCACUAUUCCCCCUAACCCUGUUCACAAAGCCUCCCAUCAUCCGGAUACACAUCAUCAACAGUAAUACGGGGAGUCUCUCUUCUAACAGCAGUCCUCCUUCUUGUCUUACCUCCAUUCACGGCUGAACAGCUCGUUUGGGUGUAGUACCUACUAACUUACUCAACAACUAACCCUGUAACUCCACUGAGCAGCUGGUUUUGUCCACCAGUACCCUACUACCAUAACAUCAUUAGGGACGUUCAGAGAGUAGCACAAAAUCAGGACCAAACAGCUUGUUGUAUUGCUAAAGAUCAGUUAACUGUGAUAGUAUGUGCUAGUGUGCACUUUACUUCUUUUACCCUCUAAGGUACAGAUGGUCGGGUCCCAGAAAAGGAGCACCAAGCAAAAUCGCCUAAAUAUCUAGUGUUCAAUCAUCAAUGAGUACUAGUAUUAUUAUUACAAUUUACAAUAUUUAUAGACACGGCACUCAAACGUAUCUAUUUUAGAUAGACAUCCGCGGAGCGGGAUCUAUCUCAAGACAGUAUUUAGUGCCCCCGGGGCACGAGGUGUCUGUCUUUGUGUAAACACGAAGCGCAGCGAAUGUUUACAGUUAAAUAGAUGGUUUGAAGGAAGUGUCUAUGAAAUAUAGAUUAGGGCGGGUUUUGAGUGCAGGGACAAUGUGCGGAAUCGCGAUUUUUCCCAUUAUUUGCGACAAAUUUUAUGUAUAGUCUUAUGUAUAGUCUCGCUCCAGUGAACAGUGAACAGUUUUCCUGUGACAACGGAAUACAAUUCAAUUGUGUUUGAUAAUAAUUAAGUGGUGUCAGACGUGGUGUAAGCCGCAAUAUAUAGUUUCAAAAUAUCUAUCAAAUGGCGGAAUAUUGCCAGCAGGUCUAUCAGUUUACUUAAAAACCCGAACCAUUUCGCUAAUUCUUACUCAAAUACCUGGACGAAUCUAUAAAAAUGUACUAUUACGAGCACUUUAAGUUUAAUUUUAGUUUAUCAAUAUUUAUUUUAAUUCAAAUUAAAAUGUAUUUAGUUUUAUGAGAACAUCAUUUGUUAUUAUUAAUAUUAUCCCUUUUUGUCGUAUUACUAUUACACUUCUGUUGUCAUAAAAAUUUAAUAUUGCCAUGCAUGCAGUUUCCAAUUGGUUAAAAACUGCAUAUACAUAUAUCAGUAAUAAGAGCUGUUUUAGAACUUGCAUAUAGUUGUUUAGUAAGCGUUUAAAAUUAAAAGAAACUCUACAGUAUACACCGCCUAAUUGUCAUUCUUUGCACGUAUCAUUACAUUUAUGUAAUUGUACAUAUUACUAUUAGUAUUAGCGCAACUGCUUAAUUGUCAUUUCUUGCACACUUUAUUACUUACUUUACUGAACUUGAAAGACAUUGAACUUGAAAGACACUGAACUUGAAAGACACCAAGUUAUCAUUAAGUUAUUUUGAUUUAAAUUAUUUCACGAAUUUACAAUCUUCAUGACUAGGAUGCAUUCUUCAUUUCACAUAUGACCGCUAUUAUAUUUGCAUGUAUUAUUAUUUGGGGACCGGCUUUUGGUACACGGGCCAACAAAUUUCUAUAUGUUCAGUAGUACGUUUCAUUGUUCAUGCAUCAUGGCUACAGAUAAAACUGCGCAUAUACUUUAUACUUCUAAGUAUUACUGAUAGUUUGUAUGUUCAAUGUUGUAGCCGUAGGUAAUAACAUAUGAAAUAAUUUCACAAAUUUUACAAAAUUGACAGUAAACCUUCUCCUGCACUAUAUAGUUUAUCUUUUGCAUUACGGUCGGAUUGAUAUAAUGAAUAAUGAAAUUUAUUUUUGUAUUUGUGACUUGCCAAUUUCGGUUUACGUUGAAUUUGAUGAUAAUAUCAGC
Messenger RNA from Bolinopsis microptera, 3243 nucleotides. Its product is annotated as probable G-protein coupled receptor No18. The coding region runs from base 127 to 1467 and encodes 446 amino acids. Gene Ontology annotation, biological process: G protein-coupled receptor signaling pathway. NCBI's taxonomy places the organism in Eukaryota, Metazoa, Ctenophora, Tentaculata, Lobata, Bolinopsidae. Gene Ontology annotation, cellular component: plasma membrane. The record is from RefSeq and is a predicted model, not a curated record. Gene Ontology annotation, molecular function: G protein-coupled receptor activity. The transcript is spliced from 10 exons.